Coregonus clupeaformis (lake whitefish) is the source of this 3887-nucleotide messenger RNA. RefSeq names its product disks large homolog 2. NCBI's taxonomy places the organism in Eukaryota, Metazoa, Chordata, Actinopteri, Salmoniformes, Salmonidae. Gene Ontology annotation, cellular component: neuron projection; neuromuscular junction; postsynaptic density membrane. The record is from RefSeq and is a predicted model, not a curated record. Bases 336 to 3026 code for a protein of 896 amino acids. Gene Ontology annotation, molecular function: kinase binding. The transcript has 25 exons. Gene Ontology annotation, biological process: chemical synaptic transmission.
AGAGGAGGAGAGGAGAGGAGAGGGAGCAGGUUCUCAGGUUGGAGGGGGCCAAGCCUGUGGCUCGCUGGCCAGCAAGACCAUGCGUUUGUACGUGUGCUGGACUUUCAGAUUGCGAUAGGAUCAUGAAUGCCUUCAGCAUUGUGGAGGAGGACUCUAGUUUCUCAGAGGGGGCCCACUUCCAGUAGCGGCUAUCUGUAUGCCUUCUCUCCCGUGGCGGCUUACUCCUCUUCUCCCCCACCCCCUCUUUUUUUCUUUCUUCUUCUCCCCCUCCUUUCCAUCUCACUAAUUUUGUGGCGGCGAUGAAUUCAAGCAUAAGUUGAGUUUUUCUGCCCGCAAUGGAUUGUCUUUGCAUUGUCACAACUAAGCAGUAUCGCUAUCAAGAUGAGGACUCUCCGCCUGAGCACGGGUUCCCGCGGCUGACCAACGAGGUGCGCGCCCCUGAGCUGGUGCACGUGUCGGAGAAGAACCUCUCAGAGAUUGAGAAUGUGCAUGGCUACGUGUCCCACUCCCAUAUCUCCCCGCUCAAGGCUAGUCCCGCCCCAAUAAUUGUCAACACGGACACUCUGGAGUCUGUACCUUACGUCAACGGGACAGAAAUUGAAUAUGAGUUUGAAGAAAUCACACUAGAGCGGGGGAACUCAGGGUUGGGCUUCAGCAUAGCUGGAGGGACAGAUAACCCCCAUAUCGGCGAUGACCCAGGGAUCUUCAUCACCAAGAUCAUCCCUGGUGGUGCGGCAGCAGAGGAUGGCAGGUUAAGAGUGAAUGACUGCAUCCUGCGGGUGAAUGAUGCCGACGUGUCCGAGGUGUCCCACAGUAAGGCUGUGGAGGCGCUGAAGGUGGCCGGCUCCAUCGUCAGGCUCUACGUUCGCCGGAGGAGACCCAUGCUGGAAACUGUCAUUGAGAUCAAACUCAUCAAAGGACCAAAAGGGCUGGGCUUCAGCAUCGCAGGAGGGGUGGGCAACCAGCACAUCCCGGGGGACAACAGCAUCUAUGUCACUAAGAUCAUAGAUGGCGGGGCAGCACAGAAGGACCAGCGCUUGCAGAUUGCAGACAGGCUGCUUAUGGUGAACAACUACACUCUGGAAGAGGUCUCCCACGAGGAGGCAGUAGCCAUACUGAAGAACACGUCUGACGUUGUCUACCUGAAGGUGGGCAAGCCCACCAAUGUUUACUUAUCAGAUCCCUAUGGGCCACCUGAUAUCAUGCACUCGUUCUCUCCAGCAAUGGAAAAUCAUAUAUCUUCCGUGGGCAACAACGGCACUCUGGAAUACAAGUGCAGUCUUCCCCCCAUGCCCAUCUCCCCCGGAAGGUACUCUCCCCUCCCAAACCAACUUCUCGGUGAAGAGGACAUAAACAGGUUGGAUGGUUUUUCCUUCUUACGAAAUGCCUCAAUAGAUGACGGGGAGGGUCACAGGUUUGAGUCGCAGCACUUCCAGUUGAGGCCUCCUGAACCAGUUUACAGCACUGUGAACAAACUGUGUGACAAAACACCUUCUCCCCGCCGCUAUUCCCCCAUGGAGUGCGACAAAAGCCUCCUCCACUCCAUACCCUUCCCUCACUAUCACUUAGGCCUGCUUCCUGACUCCGAGAUCACCAGGGAACCCAGAAAGAUGGUCCUCCAUAAGGGCUCCACGGGCCUGGGAUUCAACAUCGUGGGCGGGGAGGACGGAGAGGGCAUCUUUGUCUCCUUCAUCCUGGCGGGAGGGCCCGCUGACCUAAGCGGAGAGCUGCGAAGGGGAGACCAGAUCCUGUCGGUUAAUGGCAUCGACCUACGCGGGGCCACCCACGAGCAAGCGGCUGCAGCACUAAAGGGGGCGGGCCAAACUGUCACCAUCAUUGCCCAGUACCGUCCCGAGGAACUUGCUUUGUGCUCCCCACGCCGGGCCCCUUCACCAGCACCAGAGUAUGGGCGCUUCGAGGCCAAAAUCCAUGAUCUGCGGGAACAGAUGAUGAACCACAGCAUGAGCUCUGGGUCCGGAUCCCUCCGAACCAAUCAGAAACGUUCCCUUUACGUCAGGGCACAGUUUGACUAUGAGAAGGCCAAAGACAGUGGCCUCCCGAGCCAAGGCCUCAGCUUCAGGUACGGGGACAUCCUCCACGUCAUCAACGCCUCAGACGAUGAAUGGUGGCAGGCCCGGAGGGUGACCCCCGAUGGGGACAGCGAGGAGAUGGGGGUCAUCCCCAGUAAGAGGAGGGUUGAGAGGAAGGAACGAGCACGUCUAAAGACAGUGAAGUUCAAUGCCAAACCUGGAAUCGAUUCAAAAGGGUCAUUCAAUGACAAGCGUAAAAAGAACCUCAUCUUUACACGAAAGUUCCCAUUCUACAAGAACGAGCUGGGUGAGCAGGAUGACAGUGAUUCUGAACGGAGUCAAGAGGACAUGAUUCUCUCUUAUGAGCCUGUCAUUCGACAAGAGAUUAAUUACGCCAGACCCGUCAUAAUCCUUGGACCAAUUAAGGACAGAAUCAAUGAUGACCUGAUAUCAGAAUUCCCUGACAAAUUUGGCUCCUGCGUGCCACCGGCUAACAGUUCAGGGCAACGAGAUACCACUCGAUCGAGGAGGGACUACGAGGUCGAUGGGCGGGACUACCAUUUUGUAAUGUCCAGAGAGCAGAUGGAGCAGGACAUCCAAGAGCACAAGUUCAUCGAGGCGGGCCAGUACAACGACAAUCUGUAUGGAACCAGUGUUCAGUCGGUCAAAUAUGUGGCUGAGAGGCAGGGUAAACACUGCAUACUUGACGUGUCGGGGAAUGCCAUUAAACGACUACAAGUAGCACAACUCUAUCCCAUUGCCAUCUUUAUAAAGCCUAGAUCCAUCGAUUCAUUAAUGGAGAUGAAUAAGAGGCUAACAGAAGAGCAGGCCAGGAAGACAUUUGACCGGGCCAUGAAGCUGGAGCAGGAGUUUGGCGAGUUUUUCACAGCCCUUGUUCAAGGAGACACCUUAGAAGAAAUUUAUAACCACUGCAAAAUGGUGAUAGAGGAGCAUUCUGGACCCUACAUCUGGAUCCCAUCAAAGGAGAAAUUAUGAGAAUACACCAAUUUGGCAGGGAGAUUGGACUGCUAGAAACAAAAUACUUUGUAACAUAUGAUCAAUUGUAAUGGCAAUUUAUAUUGUUCAUAAUUAUAGCCAAUUAAUGAUUUUUUGUUAUUGUUUCUUUUUUUCACUUUCAAUAUGAAUGUUCCUGAAUGUACACCACAAAGUUUAAGAAACAUUUUUGGCCGAACAAAUAUUACUGUUUGUAUAUUUAAUGAUUUUUAUUUUUAAGAAAAUGCAAAGGAAAUUAAAUAAACAUGGGCAUGUGUUCACCUCGACACUGCGUGGAAUUUCAAAUGAAUUUUCAAAGAUGGCAGAUACACAAGUCAACAAAGGAGGGGAAGGAAAUAAUAUCAGCUUCUUUUGCUUUUCUCCACCCAACAGCUAGCACUUUGUGUCCUCUGACGCUCACCUCACAUCAGUAGUUGACAUUUUGUGUGACUUUGGCAUCUAUGCACUCCCUUGGACACAGUUCAUCAUACUCCUUGUUACAUUGUUAUUUUGUAUUCAUUUUAUUAUGUUGUGAAUCCAGAUUUGUUGGAAAUGUUUAAUUUGAAUGAGAAUUGUCCUCAACUGGAUUGUUUAUUAUGCGUAUUCUUUCAUAAAAAAAUACAAUUAUUGUUAAGAUGCUUUGAGAGGGUACAACAGCACAUAAAAUAUUUAUUAUAAAGAUGUAUAACUUUGAUUAAAAAUGUUAUUUGAAAAAGUAUCUUGUUUGACAGUGCGCUGUAGAUUUAGUGAUGAUGGGGUUAUUAUUUAAGAGUAAAUGGAAAAGUACAGGUCAAGAACUUAGGAAUAUAAGGUUCUAUCUGCAUCAAAAUUGAGUUAUUGACAUAGUUCUGUUCAAUGUUCUCU